This is a messenger RNA of Aedes aegypti (yellow fever mosquito), 5631 nucleotides long. Its product is annotated as protein fork head. The transcript is spliced from 2 exons. The record is from RefSeq and is a predicted model, not a curated record. Gene Ontology annotation, molecular function: RNA polymerase II cis-regulatory region sequence-specific DNA binding; DNA-binding transcription factor activity, RNA polymerase II-specific; transcription factor binding. Lineage: Eukaryota; Metazoa; Arthropoda; Insecta; Diptera; Culicidae. Bases 3121 to 4428 code for a protein of 435 amino acids. Gene Ontology annotation, biological process: cell differentiation; regulation of transcription by RNA polymerase II; anatomical structure morphogenesis.
AGUAGUUGUUCUUGACUCAAAACGAUAGCAUUAUCUAUGUAAACCACUCAUUUUACCAUACUAGAGUGUCCAUCCCAGGAUAAAAAAUCCAGGAUUUGAUAAAUUUCGGGAUCUUGCGUUUUCCGAGAUACAAGUUUUGACGUCCCGCGUAGAAAUGCGUAGAAACAAAUGACAGAUUUUGAGAAAAAUCUGGUUUAUGACUUUUUGUACUUAAUAACUGUUAUGCCAAACAUCCAUUACACCAAACAGCCUAAUAGCAGAAGAUUUAAUGAAAAAUGGUCCUCAGGCCAAUCCAUCUAAGGGGCCUUCCUUUUACCGAGAUUUGGCAAUAUUAACCGAUAUCUCAGCUGUUGAUAUUUCUUUGGACUAAUAUUGAUGCUAUGAGUCUAUGCUUUACGUUCACACUUUAAAAUGAUGUAUUAUUGAAGUUUGUACUUUAAGAGCACGUGAUAAAGUUGGUUUAUAUGCUGCAAUCCAGUACUUAUUGGUAUUUUAAAAGUUUAACUUUGCCUCUUUAAAACAGAAUAUGCAAUUGAGCCUAACAUAAACAUUUGGCACCUUCUCUGUCAGUGACCGUAAUUCUUCAAAACAAUACACCAAAUAUUAUGACUGUGUAAAUGAAAAUCACUGUUGAUUUCUAAAUCAAACACCAAAAAAGCUUUAACGCAUUACUUUGCAUCUAAAUCUUGUCUGUGCGAUUUUCCAGGUUUGGUCAUGUUUUGCACUAAAAGCAGUUUAGCGUUUGACUGUCUGGUGGAAACUAUUCCUUUAAAAAUUAGUAUUUCUUACACCACAUGCGGGAUAUCUCGCUUAUCGUACACAGUAUCCACGUGGUUUUUCUGGCGAUAAUCAUUCGCACGAAAACCGGAAGUUUCAGGUUACAGCAGAGCUUCAGUCGUCCGUGAAUCAUCCAUCAAACCUAGGCUAACCGUUUUCAAUCACAAAUCCUUCUUUUCAACACACCAGAACCUCUAAGUAGUUCUUAGCCAAUCGUCGAUUAUUGCGCCAACUAGCUUCUUCCUCAAUCAAGCCACUUCAGGGCCAGUCACCUUAUCACAGGUCUUAAAUCACACUUAAUUGAAUAAUCCUGCUGGUUGCCACAGUACGCCAGUACUUUAUCAGUGAUUCUGAAGUUAACUCAUCCGCCUGAAGUCCACCUCUAUUCGCCGUCUGAUGAUCCGUAAUCGUUGCAGCUGUCCCAAAAAAACGGAAGUACAAGACACAGCCGUCGAUAGCACCUCACAGCAAUUGUGUGUAUGACACGGUCGAAAUCCGGACCCGGUGUAGUUACACCGGGUUCGUCACCCAAGAAGUGUCAGUCGUGUCAACCCCGACCGACCAACCAACCAAACCGACAGACCUUGCGUGGCGAGGAAUGUUUUUUUUCGGGGUAGUUCGCCGAUAAAAUGUCAAUUAGAGCAACGGAAGGUGACAUGGCAAGGGUGGCAGCAUGACGACAUCGAUUCUUGCGGUCGGACGGAUGAGAAAGAGCCGGACCCACCACAGUCGAUCCAGAUCGAUGAAGGACUUUGGACAAACGGCGUGGAGCGAAUCGAGUCGGUUUGACUGUUUUAUCUUCGCGGAUGGGGAUUGCGGGUAGGAAGGAUUGGUCCCGGUGGAUAUGGAAUGUCCAAUUUCAUCGAAAACGCUCACCGCACACAUCGAUCUGCGGCAGGGACGCAAUGGAUGGUUGCUGUGGGAAUUCUAGGAAUCGUCCAUGUCCCUUGAGAAAAUCGAUUUCAACAGUGGGAGAGAAGAGUGCGGAUGUAGCGGCGCAUGCGUUCGUGCGACGGUUGUGGUCCUUAUCUUUCCGAAGGAUCCUGGAUAUUCUGUGAGCGAGUAUCGAACGCUGCAGCAACGGACGAAGGAGAUGCAACAGAGCAGCUGGGAAAACGGAGAUGGCUCCGCCCCUUUCGAUGACUCGACCGAAUUUGUGAAUGUGUAUCGACCCGUAGCUACGGGGUUUCAUGGUAGUGGUGCGAUCGGUGAACGUGAGGUGAAUUUCUUCUUUGUCGGUGGUGAAAUGAAGGUUUCUUUGUUGGUGGCCGAUUCUCCUGUAGGUAUCAGUUGCGAUUGGUCGAUGAGUCGGUGCGAACGGGACACAAUGAACACGUUGGUUCUGUCUCGCCGCCGAGUCGAUUCUGGGAGAGUAUGAGAUUGGAUAAUGUGUCGUUAAUGUUGGUACCAAUACGUUCGCAACGGCCUGUGUUCCGUCACGCAAGAGGAGGAUGUGUGUUUAAAGUUUAGCCAGGCACUUCAGUCGAAUAUUGUUUGAAAGCCAAAUAGUAGUUAUUCCCCUCUGCAAACAGUCACAUCUUGUUAUUCAGGAGAGGCAGGCAGACAAAGUUUGUACAACAUUAUAAUAUAUCAACAUAAUAUAAUAAUAAAGCACUCGCGCGCGCGAGCUGAAGGUUUUUCCAGCGGGAAUUCGAGUGUGCCGAUUAGGGAUUUUCCUCGCAAAGCGACGGGGUUUUCCAGCGGGAUUAUCGAGUGUUUUGAGGAGUUAUUCGCGUGUGUGGAAAGUGUGACUCCGGAGUGACGUUGGCUCCGCGGACUUUCGUGAGGAAGACUUCCGGUUCCGGUACAGAAUCCGGAUCGAGUGCUGUGCUUAUGCUGAUGAGUGUAUUAUCGUGAAAAUUUCGGACAGUUUUCAAAACAUUUACACAGCUCGGUGGACACGCAUCGUUUGAGAAGAGCACGAGCUUCAGAAUUGAUGAGAGGCUGAAUCGCCACGCACGCACCGAAUACGUACGCAGUGGAGUUUGUUGGUGGUAGUGGCCUGGUUGAUGCAGUUGUGCAGCUUGAAAAUCGAAGGAAUACCUCGGCACGAUAGCGACUAGACAUAACCGAGUGCGUGAACAAAUAAACAAAGAGUAGCUAGACUUUGAUAACCGGUGUAGUAUUGGAGUGAUAAACAAUUUCGGUGAUUGCAUUCAAGGAAUGUGAAUCGCUCCGAAUGAGCGAUUGUGACCGGGAGAUGAUUGAUCUGUAGUCAUGCUACUACGGCUCUCGUUGAUCACAGAAAGUGUAUUGAAGGAAGCAAUUUUGAUUAAUUUGUUUAUGCAAGGCUUAGACAAAAUACCCAAGUGAUAACACGGUGAAGACUACAGUGAAGUGAAAAUGCAAAAACUCUAUCCGGAAACAUCGAUCAACAACACCAGUAUGGCCGGCGGAAAUAUGAGCCCCAUGCCGUCGACGUACAGUAUGAACAGUAUGGGUAUGACGGUCGGCGGGAUGACCUCGGUUUCACCACAGGGUGGAUCAUUUGGCGCCGGAGUACUAGGAAACCCUGGAAUGAGCGGGAUGGGUGCCGCUAUGAACACCAUGUCCAGUCAAUGCCUUUCAUCGGCUCCGAUCGGAUACGGUUCGAUGGGAUCGCCAAUCACCAACAUGGGUCCCUGCAUGGGAGGCAACGGCAUGAGUUCUAUGGCUGCUAUGUCCGGUUACUCCAGUGUAGCUGGUAGCCGAGAAGUGCUUGGUGAUCCUGUAUCUCCAAAUUCAGCAGCCCUUCAGCGAGUGAGAACAGAAAAACCUGCGGCAGCUUACCGAAGGAGUUAUACUCACGCUAAACCGCCAUACUCGUACAUUUCCCUCAUUUAUAUGGCCAUCCAUAAUAACCCGCACAAAAUGUUAACUCUUGCGGAGAUCUAUCAGUUCAUCAUGGAUCUGUUUCCCUUCUACCGACAGAAUCAACAACGGUGGCAAAAUUCCAUCCGACACUCGCUUAGCUUUAAUGACUGCUUUGUCAAAGUGCCCCGAACUCCAGACAAACCCGGUAAAGGUUCCUUCUGGACGUUACACCCUGAAUCUGGUAACAUGUUUGAAAACGGGUGCUACCUUCGGCGGCAGAAGCGAUUCAAAGACGAGAAGAAGGAGAUCAUUCGUUCGAUGCACAAGAGUCCAGCUCACAGUAUGGAUGCAACGAGUCCGGAUAAAAAAGACCCCCAUGAUGACCACCACCAUCAUCACCGAGACCACAAAGUAACUGUCGAUACCCACGGAAUGCUGAAUUCCUCUCACGGCAAGGACACCGAUGCGCUAGCCAUGUUGCACGCUACCGCGGAUCUUUGUCUAGCGCAGCAGUCGCAUUCCCAGCAUGGACCCCAUCACCAGCAGCUUCAGCAAGAGGAAUUGUCUGCCAUGGUAAACCGAUGCCAUCCCUCGCUACUCAGCGAUUACCACUCGAUGCACCUCAAGCAGGAACCGCCCGGCUAUACGCCCUCUAGUCAUCCGUUCUCCAUCACCCGAUUACUACCGACGGAGUCCAAGGCCGACAUCAAGAUGUACGAUAUGAGUCAAUACGCCGGCUACAACGGCCUUAGCCCUCUACAGAACUCGCAUGCUGCGGCGGCCGCCCUAGGACAGGACUCCUACUACCACCAGAGUCUCGGUUACCACCAUGCAUCGGCCGGAACCACCAGCUUGUGACACCAGUACCCGUUGGCAUAAGUGAAGCUUAAGAACUACUACGGUUGCUAUGGAGCCAACGGCAACAACAGCUACAGCGUUCAUCAGUUCAGCAUCAACGGCAACAGUUAUAACGGUAAUUCCAUUAGUAGAUCCUCCUGUAGUAGCAGCACCGACGCUGACCCUAAUUUCCCAUUCUAAAUCCGACUGCUUCCGAUUCCUGAAUUCCGCUCCUCUCUCUUGGUUUAGCGAAUACAGUUGAACGCCUCAUUUGUGGUACAGGAUGUGACGACAAGAAAUGCAGUUUUGUAUAAAUGACGUGAAUUGUCAUAUCACUAGAUUUUUACGCUUUCUUUCGUGUCACAUGCUGUACCCCUGUGGAAGAAAAACUAACCUACAAAAAAAAAAACGAUGUUAUCAAGUGGAUAUGCCCAAAGUCAUCCGUUCGGCAGUCCCAUCUCGCCAAAAUGUCUCCAAAGUUCGGCCACUCACUUGGAAACAAUCAACGCAUCGGUAUGCGUACGCGUGUUCACGAGAGGGCUUAUUUGUCUAUUGUAAAUGCGCAUUUUUUUUCUUUUGUUCACGCCAUGAGCUUCGCUUCGUCCACUAAAAUAUGCUAAAUUCGGUCCGGUGUUUGGGCGCUGAAUGGUUUGAAGUUUUCGGCCAACCUUUUGACCUUCGAUGAGGACCUCCGCGCGUGGUUCGGGGGCUGUUGCUAAGAAGAAGCCCUUUUCACAAAGAUGGGGAAAAAGUCAUUGCUAGGUAUGAGGCUGGUACUUCGAGCAUCGGUUCGAUGGGGAUCGCAUCUUAGCUGCGAGAUCAUGAGAGAGGCAAUUGAGAAGCUGCUUGUUUAUAUACUGUGGCUUUGGCUGUGUUUGAUCAGCUGGAUGUGACGAGUGGUUGCGUAUUGGCUCUCUUGGCUUAGGCCAAUUUCCUAGAUGGAUAAAAAAUUUAGCAACGCAAUUCAGUUACUCAAUUUGUAAGACCGUAGUUUUGUUAUGCCUACCUAUACUGUUCCAGAAAUUUAUGAUCAUCGAAGUCUACCCAGCUUUGAAUUGCAAUACAGAGGAUACAUUGGGGGACUUGGCUUAAGUAUUAAGAAAGAUUUCCCUAUCGAUGGCUUCUAACGGUCUUCGAAAUGAUAUAAGGGAUCAUGCACAAAUUACGUCACGCUCCGAGGGUGGGGAGGGGGUCAAGCCAUGCGUGACAAGUCUUACAAAAAUU